Messenger RNA from Protobothrops mucrosquamatus (brown spotted pit viper), 2955 nucleotides. RefSeq names its product DnaJ heat shock protein family (Hsp40) member C6 (gene DNAJC6). The transcript is spliced from 20 exons. The record is from RefSeq and is a predicted model, not a curated record. Gene Ontology annotation, molecular function: phosphatase activity; clathrin binding. NCBI's taxonomy places the organism in Eukaryota, Metazoa, Chordata, Lepidosauria, Squamata, Viperidae. Gene Ontology annotation, biological process: synaptic vesicle uncoating; clathrin-dependent endocytosis; dephosphorylation. The coding region runs from base 1 to 2955 and encodes 984 amino acids. Gene Ontology annotation, cellular component: vesicle; intracellular membrane-bounded organelle; cytoplasm.
AUGAGUCUCCUCGGGAGCUACCGGAAAAAGACCAACAAUGAUGGCUAUGAAUCUUUGCAGCUGGUGGACAGCAACGGUGACUUCUGCAGCAGCCGGGAGCGAACCGGCGGCGUCGGCAGCGGCAACCUCGCCAAACAAGGGGUGAUCCCCGCGGUGGUAGCAGCAGCGAGGAGCCCAGCGCGACAGCAUCAGCAUCAGCCGCUCGACUGCAGCACCAUGGACAGCUCAGGUGCCUCGUCUCCUGACAUGGAGUCUACCUAUGGGGGAGGACUAUUGGACAUGAUGAAAGGUGGUGCAGGGAGACUCUUCAGCAACUUAAAGGAUAACUUGAAAGACACUCUAAAAGAUACUUCUACUAAAGUGAUGCAAUCUGUUGCAAGCUAUACCAAGGGAGAACUAGAUAUUUCUUAUAUUACCUCAAGAAUUAUUGUGAUGUCAUUUCCGGGUGAAGGAGUCGAACUGGGAUUUAGGAAUCAUAUUGAUGAUGUGCGGACAUUUCUUGAUUCAAGGCAUCCUGAUCAUUACACAGUUUUCAAUUUGUCACCAAAGUCUUAUCGUACUGCACGGUUUCAUAAUAGGGUAUCUGAAUGUAGUUGGCCAAUUAGACAAGCACCAAGUCUCCACAAUCUCUAUGCUGUUUGUAAGAAUAUGCAUAACUGGUUGCAGCAGAACCCAAAAAAUGUUUGUGUCAUUCACUGUAUGGAUGGUCGUGUGGCAUCAGCAGUCUUGGUCAGUGCAAUGUUCUGUUUCUGUCAUCUCUUCUCUAAUCCAGCUUCUGCUGUUCAAUUGCUAAAUUCAAAGAGACCUGGAGUAGUACUCUGGCCGUCCCACAGAAGGUAUUUAGGAUAUAUUUGUGAUCUAAUAGCAGACAAGCCUGUCCAGCCUCACUGCAAACCUCUAACCAUCAAAUCAGUCCUUCUCAGCCCAGUGCCCUGUUUUAACAAGCAGAGAAAUGGCUGCCGGCCUUUCUGUGACAUCCUUAUCGGAGAAACUAGAAUAUUUACAACAUCACAGGAGUAUGAAAGAAUGAAGGAAUUCCGUGUUCAAGAAGGAAAAGUUGUUAUUCCACUAGGAGUCACUGUCCAUGGUGAUGUAGUUGUUUCUGUCUACCAUAUGCGAUCAACCAUUGGGGGACGGCUUCAAGCUAAAAUGACAAACACACAAAUGUUCCAGAUUCAGUUUCACAGUGGAUUCGUACCUCUGGGAUCAACAACAUUAAAAUUUACUAAGCCUGAGCUGGAUGCAUGUGAUUCACCAGAAAAAUAUCCCCAACUCUUCCAUGUCAUUGUGGAGAUAGAAGUAGACUCCACUGAUAGGCAAACUGACUUAACUCCUCCAUGGGAGAAUUUCAGCACAAAAGACAUCAACCCCAGCAUUCUUUUCUCAUCGCCUCAGGAACAUCAAGACACCCUUGCUCUGGCAGGUAGAAGUUCUGUAGAUGCAGUACAAGAUAACCUAAAGAAUGUUGGCCAGGGUGCAUUCUUGUCAUCUCUCAGCUGGCAAGAUCAAAAGGCAGAAAGAGCCAGUUCUCAUCCCAGCUCUGAGGACAGGGCAGCACUGGUCCAUGAAGAAAGCGAGCAAUCCGAUGAGGAACUCUUAUCCCUCUCCAGCCAGCACAGCGGCACCAGCACUGACAAAAUCCACGGCAUUUCAAAGCACAGCAAAAAGCAGCAAGAGCAGCCAGCCCCACCUCCACAAGAGGACGUAGAUCUUCUAGGUUUGGACGGUACUCCUAUGAACUAUCCAGCGGCCCCCACUGCACCACCAUCUAACUCAGACUUGCUGAGUGACCUUUUUGGGGUUGGAAAUUCUGGAGGAUUAAACCAAGGUGGUCAGGGAGCUGCUGAAGAUGUCUUUCAGAUGGGUGGAGCUGGUUCGGCACAGUCAACUCCACGGCGGCCUGUAACUUCAGCAUCCCCUUCGUUGUCCCCAAGAAUAGGAGAAGCAACUGCCUUUGACCCGUUUGGGGGUAGUCCUAAGCAACCUGUCCCAGAUCUUUUAGGCUCUUUCCUUUCCUCAAAUGCCAAAAGUGAUCCUUUUAUUCAAGCAACAAGGAGUCCUUCACCUACAGUGCAUUCUUCCAGUACACCCACUGUUUCCAUUCAGCCAGAUGUUUCAGGAGACUGGGAAUGGCCUAGUAAAUCAGGUUUUGGUAUGGUGAGCAAAUCAACUGCUUCCAGCCCUACAGGAUCAGUGCACAACACCCCUACACAUCAAGCCAAACCACAAACUCUGGAUCCUUUUGCUGACUUGGGAGCUCUUGGUUGUCCUUCCUUUGCCAGCAAACCCAAUACACCUACAGGAAUGGGAGGGGUUUUUCCUCCUAUGGGAUCACCACAGAAACCAUCUCCCCAACCAAUGGGAGGUGGCAGCUGGCCACAGGGCUCUGGAUUCCCUAGGCCUCAAACUCAGUCUAAACCUCAACAAAGCAUGCCUCAUUCUUCUCCGCAAAAUAGGCCGAAUUAUAAUGUGAGUUUUUCUGCAAUGCCUGGUGGUCAAAAUGACCGUGGAAAAGGAUCGGGCAGUUCUGAUUCUAAGCCCAAACUGUCUGCUGAUUUUGAGGAUCUCUUAUCUGGUCAAGGUUUUAAUGCUCACAGAGACAAAAAGGGUCCCAGAACAAUAGCAGAGAUGCGAAAAGAAGAAAUGGCCAAGGAAAUGGAUCCUGAAAAAUUAAAAAUCCUCGAAUGGAUUGACGGGAAAGAGAGAAAUAUAAGAGCAUUGUUAUCUACUAUGCAUACAGUGCUAUGGGAAGGAGAAACGAAAUGGAAACCUGUGGGCAUGGCUGAUCUUGUAACUCCAGAACAAGUGAAAAAGGUUUAUCGGAGAGCAGUACUUGUUGUUCAUCCUGAUAAAGCUACCGGACAGCCAUAUGAACAAUAUGCAAAGAUGAUUUUUAUGGAGCUCAAUGAUGCCUGGUCAGAAUUUGACAGCCAGGGUCAGAAGCCUUUGUAUUAG